This is a messenger RNA of Clonostachys rhizophaga, 1038 nucleotides long. Lineage: Eukaryota; Fungi; Ascomycota; Sordariomycetes; Hypocreales; Bionectriaceae. The record is from the annotation of a GenBank genome assembly.
AUGGCUUCCAGGCAAAUCUCCAUCGACGAGCUCAAUAAGACUGCUCUCGAGCACUUCGUCUACCAGCCCGUCAACCGUGAGAUGAUCUCUUAUCUCGCCCAGGCCGCUCACAACGUCAUCAUCUGCGAUCCUGUCCCUCCCAGGACCCAGCUCCCUCCCUCCCCUCCCGGUACCCCAGAGUCUGGAAACGAGGAGCCUCAACUGCCAACCCUCGAGGAGUUCAUCACCCAGCUUGUUGUCUCCUCCAACGUUCAGGUUCCUACUCUCAUGUCCAGCCUGGUCUAUCUCCACCGCCUCAAGUCUAAGCUGCAGCCUCAGGCUCGAGGUAUCCGAUGCACCGCUCACCGCAUCUUCCUUGCCGCUCUCAUCCUGUCUGCAAAGUACCUCAACGAUAGCUCCCCCAAGAACAAGCACUGGGCCAGCUACACCAACAUGGCUACUGACUACUACCACUUCGGCUUCAACCGACAGGAGGUCAACACCAUGGAGAAGCAGCUCCUCUUCCUCCUCGAGUGGGACCUGAAGGUCUCCGAGCAGGACCUGUACCGUGAACUGGAUUACUUCUUGUCCCCUCUGCGCCGCAAGAUCAGCGACCGCCAUGCUCGCAAGAUGGCCGAGCGCGAGGACAAGCGCAGACAGGAGGAGCUCCACGAGGCCGCUCGUCGGUACCCCAGCCCUCCUCGCUCGCGAUAUGGCGCUUCCAUGCACUCCAGGUCUGCUAGUGGUGACUCCAUGGGCGCACCCCCCGAUCUGGCCUACAGCAGCGAUGCUAGCUCUUACGACUCUGAUGACAACGACAACUCGUCUCGUGCUAGCUCGCCUGAAUAUGACAGCCCCCCGGCCAGCUACGACUCUCCAGUCGAGAUUGUUAUGGAUUACGAUGUGGGCAAGACCCACGGCCACGAAUCUGGUAUGCUUCCUUAUGAGAUCACGGCCGACCAGUACCACCAAAUGCAGAGUGAGGAGUCUAAGAAGCGUGCUCCCCCAGUUGUCAAGCGCAGCGUUCUCGGGCGCAUCUUGGGCACUGGCCGCUACUAG